AUGUCCGCCUCUCUGAGAUCCGUUGCGCCGUUCUUCCGGACGGCGCGCGCCUCGCUGCGCCAGGGCAACGUUAGCCCCCUUCAGGCCGCUCUGAAGAGACAGAACGUCUCCCCCAUCCUCAACGUCUACCGCACAUACGCCGUCUACGAGCGGACAAAGCCUCACGUCAACAUUGGUACUAUUGGCCACGUCGAUCACGGAAAGACCACUCUGUCCGCCGCCAUCACCAAGAGACAGGCCGAGAAGGGUCUUGCCAACUUCCUCGAGUAUGGUGCCAUUGACAAGGCUCCUGAGGAGCGCAAGCGUGGUAUCACCAUCUCUACUGCCCACAUCGAGUACUCGACCGACAACCGCCACUACUCCCACGUCGACUGCCCUGGUCACGCCGAUUACAUCAAGAACAUGAUUACUGGUGCCGCCAACAUGGACGGUGCCAUCAUCGUCGUUGCCGCCUCCGACGGUCAGAUGCCCCAGACCCGUGAGCACUUGCUGCUUGCCCGCCAGGUCGGUGUCCAGAAGAUUGUCGUCUUCGUCAACAAGGUCGACGCCAUCGACGACCCCGAGAUGUUGGAGCUCGUCGAGAUGGAGAUGCGUGAGCUGCUCAGCACCUACGGCUUCGAGGGUGACGAGACCCCCGUCAUCAUGGGUUCCGCCCUCAUGGCCAUGCAGAACCAGAGACCCGAGAUUGGUCAGGAGAAGAUUGAUGAGCUGCUCAAGGCCGUCGACGAGUGGAUCCCUACCCCUACCCGUGACCUCGAGAAGCCCUUCCUCAUGUCCGUUGAGGAUGUCUUCUCCAUCUCUGGCCGUGGUACCGUCGUUUCCGGCCGUGUCGAGCGUGGUCUCCUGAAGAAGGAUACCGAAGUCGAGAUUGUCGGCAAGGGUGACCAGAUCAUCAAGUCCAAGGUCACCGAUAUCGAGACCUUCAAGAAGUCUUGCGAAGAGUCCCGUGCUGGUGACAACUCCGGUCUUCUUCUCCGUGGUAUCAAGCGCGAGGAUAUCAGCCGUGGUAUGGUCGUCUGCAAGCCUGGCACCGUCAAGGCCCACUCCAGCUUCCUCGUCUCCCUCUACGUCCUGUCCAAGGAUGAGGGUGGCCGCCACACCGGUUUCCACGAGAACUACAAGCCCCAGAUGUACCUCCGUACUGCCGACGAGUCCGUCACCCUCACCUUCCCCGAGGGAACCGAGGACGCCAAGAACAAGAUGGUCAUGCCCGGUGACAAUGUCGAGAUGGUUGCUCAGCUGCACCACCCCUCUGCUGUCGAGGUUGGCCAGCGCUUCAACGUCCGUGAGGGUGGACGCACCGUCGCCACUGGUCUCAUCACCCAAACACACAACUUCCCCGACAUGAAAUGGGAACCCGGAUGGUGA
Messenger RNA from Colletotrichum lupini, 1368 nucleotides. RefSeq names its product translation elongation factor Tu. Gene Ontology annotation, biological process: mitochondrial translational elongation. Gene Ontology annotation, cellular component: mitochondrion. The transcript is spliced from 4 exons. Gene Ontology annotation, molecular function: translation elongation factor activity; GTPase activity; GTP binding. NCBI's taxonomy places the organism in Eukaryota, Fungi, Ascomycota, Sordariomycetes, Glomerellales, Glomerellaceae. The record is from RefSeq and is a predicted model, not a curated record. The coding region runs from base 1 to 1368 and encodes 455 amino acids.